AUGAAAUCCACUUUUCUUUUUUCUCUUUUACCUUUCCUACAGGGUGCCCUGGGCUCUACAGAAGUAUCAGGUGGCUCACCUGCUACGAUCAACGACCUUCCCUAUGUGGUCAGCAUUUCGAAAUUAGGCGCCUAUACCUGUGCUGGUGUUAUUAUCAGCGGAAACCGUGUUGUUACUUCUGCACAAUGCGUAUAUGGCCUAGAGGCAUCACCCACAAGCUUUUCCGUGAGGGCAGGCUCAAGCAAAACAUCUUCUGGAGGGUAUGUAAUUACGGUAUCAAAGAUUUCCCGACAUCCUCAAUUCAAGCCUACCACCAAUGAUUUCGAUGUUGCCGUGCUCCAAUUAUCUUCCUCUAUCACACCCGGACCAACUGUCAAGCUGGCUGAAUUUGUCCAGUCUGGCCAGGAGCCAGCGGAUGGGGCUGAAUGUGUGGCUUCUGGCUGGGGUGACCUGGAAGGACAAUUACAAUCAGUUACACUUCCUAUCGUGAACCGAGAGAAAUGCAAUGAGACUUAUGCCGGCCAAAUCACCGACCGUAUGAUCUGUGGUGGCUCCGAAGCUGGUAAAGGUACCUGUCCAGGGGACCGUGGUGGCCCGGUUACUUGCGGUGGUAAACUUGCUGGAAUCAUCUCGCAGACUAAUGGGUGCGACCUACUUGGUCUUCCGGACGUUUUCACCGAUGUUGCCAACUCUAAUAUUCAAGCUUGGAUUAAGAGUCAGUAG
Messenger RNA from Aspergillus nomiae NRRL 13137, 723 nucleotides. Its product is annotated as serine protease. The record is from RefSeq and is a predicted model, not a curated record. The coding region runs from base 1 to 723 and encodes 240 amino acids. Gene Ontology annotation, molecular function: serine-type endopeptidase activity. The transcript has a single exon. Gene Ontology annotation, biological process: proteolysis. Lineage: Eukaryota; Fungi; Ascomycota; Eurotiomycetes; Eurotiales; Aspergillaceae.